Messenger RNA from Uloborus diversus, 2295 nucleotides. Its product is annotated as cell adhesion molecule Dscam2-like. Lineage: Eukaryota; Metazoa; Arthropoda; Arachnida; Araneae; Uloboridae. The coding region runs from base 1 to 2295 and encodes 764 amino acids. The transcript is spliced from 14 exons. Gene Ontology annotation, molecular function: protein binding. The record is from RefSeq and is a predicted model, not a curated record.
AUGUUACCACACAUUAGAUUUUGUUCAUGGAUUAUAAUCAACCUCUUUGGAUUUGUGUAUGCUCAAGUGGCGCCGAAGCUGGCUCCCCUGCCUCGCGAGCUGGAGUUCAGGCGAGGCGAGCGCUUCCAGCUGGUGUGCUCGUGCCGGGAAGGAGAGCCGCCCCUGACCUUCGGAUGGGUCCGGGACGGCCAGACCCUGGUUGAGAGCCCCGAGUCCCUGCAGAUCCGGCGCUUCGACGAGUUCUCCUCUUCCAUCAUCAUGGCUGCGCUGCGCGAAGACCACGCCGGGAACUACACCUGCAUCGUCUCCAACCUAGGGGGUAGCGACAGCUCGACUGUCGUGCUCAGGGUGCUCGUUCCACCGACCUGGUUGCGACAACCUUAUGAUAUGUCUGUUUUGUCUGGAGCAAAAGUAACCCUGAAUUGUGAAACUUCUGGAACUCCAAAACCGACCGUCACUUGGAGAAGAAGCAAAGGAUUUAAUCUUCAGCAAAUGGAGAGUUUAACAGUGAACCAUUGGCGUAUGGGUGAGGACGGAAGCUUAACAACGUCAUCCGUCAGAAAAGAAGACGAAGGUUUCUAUUCCUGUGAAGUAGCCAAUGGCGUCGGAGAAGGACUGAGGAAGACUGUUCGAAUAGAAGUUCAAGUUCCUCCAAGUGUGACGGUUUCAGAGUCAGAGAAGACAGUGAAGAAGGGGGAACCCACCACGCUCCGCUGCGAUGUCACCGGCGAUAAUCCUCUGACAAUCAGCUGGGGUAAAGCCAAUCGUAAUUUACCCCUCGUCAACGAAGAUAGGAUCAAAAUCCAAGAGGACACGACCGUGGAAAACUCUUCUUCAUCUGUCAUCAUCCGCAACACGGCCGCCGAGGACACUGGCCUCUACAUUUGCAUGGCUCGAAAUUCCUACGGACAGAGUCAAGCUACUAUCAGACUGAGGAUUGUAGGUGAGAUCAAUAUAAGUGUCAUUCAUAUAACAGGGGGUGCCCACAUCCCUAAGAGCAAGGGCGCCCAGCAACCAAGCAUUCCUCUCGAUUUCAUCGUGUCUGAGGUGUGGUGCAAGAGCGUUAGAUUAAGAUGGAAGCAACCUUAUAACGGCAACAGUCCCUUAUUGCAUUAUAUCAUUCGUUACAAAAUUAAAGAUGGCGAUUCCAGGCCCACGGAGACGAAAGUGCCCGGCAGUCAGAGCAGCGUCGUGAUUCGAGACCUGAGGCCGAACAGUCAGUACAGUUUCCAGGUGGUGGCUGUGAACGAGGUGGGAGCCAGCGGUGCCUCCUCAGCCCAGCACGCUAGCACGACAGAGGAAGAGCCGGAGGCUGCCCCAAUAAACGUGCAUGUAAAGAGCAAAGAUGCGGCUGGUUUCCUUCUCUCGUGGAAGCCUCCACCGGAGGACAAGUGGAACGGGGAACUGAUCGGGUACUCUAUCGGCUACAAGCGGGUGUCCCACGCCUCUGCGCAGUCGCGCCCCUUCACCUACAAGGUGCUGCCCGUCGUCUCCUCCUCGCCCACUGGCUCCUUGGAGUUCGAGGUGAGGGGCCUGCAGGAAUCCUCCACCUACACCGUCGUCGUGAGGGCCAUGACGGCCGCAGGGAUCGGACCGCCCUCCGAACCCGUGCUCGUCAAGACCUCAUAUGGAGAAUCCCCGCAAGUUCCUAGUGUGAGUCUACUGUCUGUGGAUCAAACUGUUAUUACAUUGAAGGUGGAACCAACAGGCAGAAAAAGAACAUCAGCCACACAAUAUAUACUGCAUAUUCGCGAGGGAAGCGGACAUUGGUUAAAGAUCCCACUCAACCCUCACAGGACGGAGUACAAAGUAGGUGGACUGCUGGCCGGUGGGCAGUACAGGCUGUAUGUAACCGCCAGAAACGGAUACGGCGACAGCGGCCCAUCUGAAGUAGUAACGUUCCACACCGAAUACGAAAAAGAAGAUCUGGCUGUUCCGUUUUAUCAGAAGCUGUCAUUCAUCAUUCCUGUUGCAGUUUCCAUGACAACGAUCCUUGUAGUUCCAGUUGCCGCUUGCUGCUGCUUGCGGAAACUGAAUAGUCUCCAAGCCCCCAGAACAGAAGGUGUGGAGUCCAGAGGUUUUACGUUCACGGGGCCCGGCGAUUGCAGCAACCAGGGUUCUGCGCCCCAUCGGCCCCGCUCCCUUCCCCCACAGCCAUCUUCUUCCACGGCCCAUGACACUGGCCACUAUUCCACCUUACAGAACUAUGGAAGCGUCAUUCCUGCUUCUGACCCUAGGUUCAGUCAGUUCAUACUGGACAAUAAGUUGGCACAACAGGUCGUCAGCCUGCCGUAA